AUGGCCGACUUUGGAUUGCGUGCCCCUCAUGGGCCCGACAUGACUGGCACUCACAACCCGUUGGAGGAUAUGGAUACUUAUGAGAGAGGUGCCUUUGACGAGUUAAUUCGCCCCGACGAUAGCUACACAAAAGAUGGAACCUAUUGGGCAGAUUUGCCACUUGGUCAAAAGAUCAAGUUCGUCAGCUCCUACGACGCCGCCGAGGCCAAGCGUGAAUUGGGAAACAUUUGGGAUAUGAUCAAGAUUGACCCUCUCUCGCCCGUCUCAUAUUACUUCCGUAACAUGGUCCUGCCUGGUGCCGGUCUAGGUCUGGAAGGUUACGUCCUGUUCUCCAUCGGUAACAUUAAGCCAUUGUUCGAAAAGACAUAUCCCGAUUGUUGGGACACAGCUACCACCUGCAAUCAGCAAUGGAUCAACGCUGUCGACUACUUGGAGAUCAUUGGUAUCAUUUUCGGUCAGAUUUUGGUGGGAAUUAUUGGUGAUUGGUUGGGACGUCGGUGGGGUUUGAUUCAAGAUGCCACCAUCAUGUUCAUUGGUCUGAUUAUGCUUACGGCUGCUUGGGGUCUUACUAUGAAUGGCUGGAUUAUCUGUUAUGCCUGGUCGCUGUUCUUCUACAGUGUUGGUGUUGGUGGCGAAUAUCCGAUGACGGCAACAAGCGGUAUGGAGAAUGCAGUGGGCUCUGGCAAGAUCUCAACCAAGGAGGACCGCCUCCACCGUGGUCGUAAGGUCACCAGCGCUUUCUUGAUGCAGGGCUGGGGUCAAUUUUUUAACCAGGCUCUACUCAUUAUCCUGCUGUUGAUUUUCCACCACGGGAGCGGCAACAACCCAUACUCUGCCGUUUCGACUCAAUGGACAUACCGUAUUUCCUUUGCCAUUCCGGCUGCUGGAACCCUAUGGCUGGUCUACUACCGCGCGUACCACAUGAAAGCGGCGAGCAAACAGUUGACCGCAGCGAAGAAGAAGUCAGCAGUCACUGGUUAUGACGUCGACUCAUUACGCCUCACGUUCAAGUACUUCGGUCCUCGCCUGAUUGCAACUAUGGGUGGCUGGUUCUGUAACGAUGUCUUCUUCUACGGUAACAAGCUGUUCCAAAGUGAAUUCAUCUCCGUUAUCAGUCCAUCCUCUGACUCCAUCAUGCCCACCUGGUUGUGGAGCUUGGUGAACGUCGGUGUCUCUCUGGUCGGCUAUUAUUGUGCCUCAUUUGUCAUCGACAACAAACUAUAUGGCCGCAAGUGGAUGCAAACCUUCGGCUUCUUAAUGUGCUUUGUUUUGUUCGUGAUUCCCGCUUUUCACUACGAGUACUACACUUCGGCCGAGCAUAUCAAGGAGUUCCAAGCCAUGUACUUCCUUAGCUCGUUCUUCAACCAGUUUGGUCCAAACAGCGUGACCUUCCUGGUCGCCGCCGAGGUUUACCCCACCCCCAUCCGUGCCACCGCCCAUGGCCUGUCUGCCGCGUCUGGUAAAUCUGGCGCCCUCCUGGCAGCAGUUCUGUACAACUACAUCUCCGAUCAAACGAAAUUUCUAGUCGUUCCAUGGUUCGGUUUGGCCGGUGUCGUUCUGACUCUGGCCUUCUUGCCGGAUACCACUGGUCUGGAUUUGAAAGAACAAGAGCGUCGUUGGCAGUACAUCCGAGAGGGUCGGGAAAGUGAAUAUCAUGGCCCUGCAGUCCACCCUAAGCACCUUUCCUGGUACGAGCGCUACGUCCUGCACCUUGAUCGCAACUAUGAUGCCGAGCAGGACUACCAACACAAGGUUGAGGAGUAUCGUGCCGAGUGGGAGGCUGCCAUGGCUUCCAAGUACGCUGAGAAGGAAAGCGGCGAUGAUAGCGUCGAUGACACCGAUGAUUCACUGCUCGAGGGUCAUGUGCACACUUACUUCCACCGCACCAGUCCCAUGUUCAAGGGUCAGAGUCCCAUGGAGAAGCCUGGUUCCUCCAACAGGAAGGACGACUUCACCUUGCCACCCGCUGCUGAAGUAGACGAGGACGCCUAUACCAAUGCUGAGCGACACGACAAUCCCGCAAACGUGCCCGCCACUUCCGAUGAGCAAAACACACUCUCCAGUGCCACCGCCACUACAUAUAACAACGAGCAGCGCACAAUCUCGAGCGAGUCACAUACAUUCUCAUCAAGUGAGAAACGCUCAUAG
Messenger RNA from Penicillium verhagenii, 2148 nucleotides. Its product is annotated as putative MFS phosphate transporter. Gene Ontology annotation, molecular function: transmembrane transporter activity. The record is from RefSeq and is a predicted model, not a curated record. The transcript is spliced from 3 exons. Gene Ontology annotation, cellular component: membrane. Bases 1 to 2148 code for a protein of 715 amino acids. Gene Ontology annotation, biological process: transmembrane transport. Lineage: Eukaryota; Fungi; Ascomycota; Eurotiomycetes; Eurotiales; Aspergillaceae.